Messenger RNA from Microplitis mediator, 3796 nucleotides. RefSeq names its product pyrokinin-1 receptor-like. Gene Ontology annotation, molecular function: neuromedin U receptor activity. The record is from RefSeq and is a predicted model, not a curated record. The transcript is spliced from 6 exons. Gene Ontology annotation, cellular component: plasma membrane. Bases 332 to 2200 code for a protein of 622 amino acids. Lineage: Eukaryota; Metazoa; Arthropoda; Insecta; Hymenoptera; Braconidae. Gene Ontology annotation, biological process: neuropeptide signaling pathway.
GACACGCAACCAGUCAGACAUUGCAACUGACACGGGAUUCAACCUGUGAAACUGUGCUUUACUUUUGUCAAAAAAUUUUAUUAAACUAUUUCACACCCGAUAAAUCUUAUAAACUUACCGACACUUACACUUUUUUAAAAAUUUAAAAUAAACUGUGUUUUAAAAAAUCGCGUGUAAAUCGAAUUUUAUCGGUAAUACUUUAAUGGAAGUCACUAAAGAAAAAGUUAUGUUUUAUUGUGUCACGUCGAUAAAAAAAGUUAAGAAAAAACUAAAUAAGUUUGGGUGAAUAUAUAUAUAUAUAUAUAUAUAUAUAUAAAUAUAUAUAAAAAAAAUGAUUGAAAACGAAAAUAUAGUUUGGGUGGAUAGUGCACGUGAGAAGCAUUUGACAAUUGAUUCGCUGAUAUUUAAAAACAAAAAUAUCAUUACUACUGAUAACAAUGAUAAUGAGUGGUUAAAAUUAAUGAAAAGUGACAAUUAUACGAACUCAUUAACUGCAAUGCUGACAGCAAGUGUAGAAUCGAGUUUCAAUCAAACAACGAGUGAGAGACGCGAUGCUCUUUAUGUUGUCAUCCCAGUGACAAUUAUUUAUGGGAUCAUAUUUUUCACCGGUUUGGUGGGUAAUGUUUCGACUUGUGUUGUCAUUGCGAGAAACCGUUCAAUGCACACGGCAACGAAUUACUAUUUAUUUAGUCUUGCUGUGUCGGAUUUAUUACUACUUGUUUCGGGUUUACCGCCAGAGAUGUAUUAUAUAUGGUCACACUUUCCAUAUAUUUUCGGUGAAUCUUUUUGUAUGAUACAAAGUUUUGCUGCUGAAACAUCUGCUAAUGCAACUGUACUUACUAUUACGGCAUUUACGGUUGAAAGAUACGUAGCAAUUUGUCAUCCUUUCCUGUCUCACACAAUGUCCAAACUUUCACGGGCUGUCAAAUACAUUGUCGCGAUUUGGCUUCUUGCUCUGUGCUUGGCUAUACCACAGGCUAUUCAAUUUGGGGUUGUUUAUUCACAAGAGAUGAAUGGGACGAUGAUAAUGGAUACAGCAAUGUGUUCUGUCAAGUGGGUAAUCAUUGAGCACGCAUUUGAAAUAUCGACAAUUUUAUUGUUUGUCGGGCCGAUGACAAUAAUCACUGUACUCUACAUACUCAUUGCCAUUAAAUUGAGGCAUUCAAGACUACUUACUACCAUUAAGAGAAAUCCAUUUCCCGGCUGUCUCAAUCAUGGUGAUAGUGGCAGAUCACGGGGAUUGGCUCAACGUAAUGUCAUAAGGAUGCUUGUUGCAGUUGUGGUAGCGUUUUUUAUUUGCUGGGCGCCGUUUCAUGCCCAAAGAUUACUUGCUGUUUAUGCCCAAAGUACUGGUAAAGAACCCCAUGCUGUUUUAGUAACAGUCUACACAGUCUUGACAUAUAUAUCAGGAAUAUUUUAUUAUCUUUCGACGACUGUCAAUCCUCUGCUGUACAACAUAAUGUCAAAUAAAUUUCGCGAAGCGUUUAAGACGAUGUUGGCGGAGCAUUGUCGUACCAGAUCUUCCAGAUCAUCACAAAGACACAGUCCGCAGUUAUUACAAACUUACAGUAGUUUUUCACGCAAUCAAAAGUCAACAUUAAGGAGACAUGAUCCCCAUUCAUCUUCAUCGGCAAGUGAUGACACUCAACAAUUAGCACCGCUGACUAAAAAAAAUAAUAAAGAACAAGUUAUGAUGCGGCAUUAUUUAGAUAAUAUUAAUCCGUCAAAUUCGUCGUAUUCGUCGGGCCAAGUUAUUAAUUGGCAGACGAAAAAAAAAAUAAAUAAUAAUAAUAAUAAUAAUAACAAUAAUAAUAAUAAUUUUAAGUCGAGGUCACGGCCAGAAGAAAUUACUUUAGUAACGUCUCUGGCGAAAGGUUUCAACGACAGCUGUAAUAAUAAUGGAGGGAUUUCUCAUGCUAUCAAUAGAUGUUACAGCAGGGACGAAAUAGCUAUUAAACCAGUGACAAUUGAUAUUUUUAGUGAUAAUGGUCAUCAAAAUGAACGAUUCAAAAAAAAAUGUUCUGUAGAAAAUGAAAUUUUAUCGACAAAUCAUCAAGUUAAUAAGAUAAAAAGUUAUCCAUGCAUUGAAAGUGCGAAUACUAUAAGUAAUUCAAGCCUUCAAGAUCUAGAUAAAAUUGAAUUCAUGGGUACUGAACUUGCGCGAUAUAUGGGAGUAUUGAAUUUUGAUCAUGUCACUUGAUCAGAGAACAGGAAAAAAAUUGUAUGACAAAAAAAAGUGUUAUAAAUAUCUGUAACAUAUUUCAAAUAUUUAUAUCAAGGAGACUUUAAAAAAUCUAUAUGAUUGAUAUAUGUGAUAAUUGAGAUUGAUUGCGGUACAUUUUGAUAUUUUAUAGAUUUAUAUUUUAUUUUAUUGUUGUAAUUAUUCUUUUUUUUUACAUUGUGGAUUUAUGUGUGAUGUUGUAUCUCUUGAUAAGAGAUGAUAAAUAAUUAAAAAAAUAGUACUUUUGAUAAAGCGAUUUUAUAAUUUAUUUGUAAUUAUUAAUUUGAUUUUUUUUACGUGUAUUAAAUAAUUAAAAUAUGUAACAUGUAAAUUAUUGCGUAUGAGCUACCUGUGAUUUAAUUAAUGCUGUAAGAAGAUUUUAAAAAAUUAAUAGUUAGGAAUUAAUUAAUUUAUUUGACUUUUAAAUAAUUAAAUCCAAAGCUAAAACUGUACGGUAAAAUUUUUUGCCUUUCAUCUCAUCAAAUUUUUAAAACUGAAUUAUGAAAAACAAAAUUUUGUAGUUUUUCUAAAUUAAUGACAAAGUAAAAUUUAAAAACCAGUAAGUUAUUAAACUUAAAUUCUUACUAGUGUAAUUUAAAAAUAAACCGCUUGAAGAUAUGUAAAAAAAAGUCCAGUAUCGCCCGAGUCAAAAAACAAAUUCUAGUUUGGACCUCAGAAAUUUUAAUUCCUUUGAUCUUUUAUUUACUGCACGAUGAAUGAUACGAUAUUGUCACUCUAAAUCAUCAUUAAGAAUUAUGAGGUCUAAAUUCAAACUCUGCAUCGGUUUUAAAUUCUAACGAAGCUCUCAAAACCCUCACAAAAUAAAUUACCGUUUUCUGGACUUCGAGUUAAAAAAUUUUCCGCAAAUUUAUACUUAAUUAUUUAUUUUUGGGUCAAUUAUAUUGAGAUUCUCAGUCUUGAGUAUCAAUUUAAAAAAAAAAAAAGUGAGAGAACCUAUAUAUAGAUUACGUCAUUUGAGAAAUUGAGGCCUAAACCUAGAGUAAUCAAUUUUAUUAUGUCACGAGGAUUAUGAGGCCCACACUAAAUUUAUUGAAUACCAUUUUAGCCCUCAAUUAUGUAAAAUCGCCCGUAAGGACAACAUUGAGGCCUAAAAUGUAAUUACUUUCUACACAGUUCUUAAUCUCCGAAGUCUAACUUGUCCCUCAAAAACCUCACGUAGUAUUUUGAGGUCCGAACUAGAAUUUGUUUUUUGACUCGGAUCAAUCUGUAAUUUAGUAUCAGAAAAUGAUUUUAAUUAAAUCGCCUAUCGCUAAAAACAAUGCAGGUUUAAAUAAUAAUAAUAAAGUCGUAUGCAAAUUAGUAAUUAUUAUUUCAAAGACAUAUUGAUUAUAUAGUGCAUAUAAAAAAGUUUAAUGUGCAAAAUAUCUGAACACCGCUUGGCACGAUUUAGUAUUUUAUAGCUGAACUUUCGGACGUUUAUCCAAGUAAGCCUUGACGUUAGGAUGAGCACGAAUUUUGUCCACAAGUUUCUUAAGUUCUGGAUGAUCCUUGUUUAAAUCGUGACCAAGUACAUUAGACAAGUACUCAGUAUAGCCUGCAUAAAGUAAAUCCGCC